This is a messenger RNA of Paraphaeosphaeria sporulosa, 1305 nucleotides long. Its product is annotated as galactose oxidase. The transcript has 2 exons. The record is from RefSeq and is a predicted model, not a curated record. The coding region runs from base 1 to 1113 and encodes 370 amino acids. NCBI's taxonomy places the organism in Eukaryota, Fungi, Ascomycota, Dothideomycetes, Pleosporales, Didymosphaeriaceae. Gene Ontology annotation, molecular function: protein binding.
AUGCAACUACCGCUAUUCCUUGGAAUUUCGACCUUUCUAUUCACGGCAAGCUUCACGGCAGCAGCACUGCCGAAGGGCUACCAAACGAACACGGUAGACGGAAAUCGUUGGGUAAACCUGACCUCCCUACCGAGUCCUCGACAAGAACACGCCACGGUCGCCGUCAACAACAACACCAUUGCAGUUUUAGGGGGCGUGGAACGAAUUGGAAAUGAUUCGGUCCAAGUGAGAGUAUUUUCCACGAACCUCGUGGAGUUGUACGACAUCCCAUCCGACACCUGGCGUACCGCAGCUCCACUCCCAAUCAAACUGAACCACCCCAACGCCGCCGUCGUAAAUGAGCGAAUCUAUCUCCUCGGCGGCCUCGUCGAUACACAAAGCCCACCGACAGCAGAAGCAGACUGGAUCGCGACCGGAAAAAGCUACGUCUACGAUCUCAUCGCCAACGCCUGGACCGAAGUCGCCUCCAUGCCUCCGGGCACGGAAAGAGGAAGCGCAGUCGUAGGGGUCCAUGGCGACAUGAUUUACGUAGCUGGCGGCAUGACGGUGCUCAAUUUCGUGGUCCAGGACGCUUCUUCGACUGUCACGGCGUUCAACACCACGUCCUUGCAAUGGCAGCGCGUGCCUUCGGUCGCGGCGAACAUGCCGGAAGGUCGCCAACAUGCUGCCGGCGCCGUGGUCGAAGACACGCUUUACGUCGUUGGAGGGCGUUGGUUUGAGCGUACCAACGUUCGCGAUACCGUCUUCUCGCUCGAUCUACGAAAUCAGACUGCUGGCUGGCAAACUUCUCCGUCGCGUAUGCCUACUGCUCGCGGAGGAAUCGCAGGCAGUGCUGUUGGGAGUUCGUUCGUUGCGUUUGGUGGAGAGUGUAAUCCGGAUACUUCUAACGGUAUCUACCCUCAGGCCGAGAUGUAUGAUCUGAAGUCAAAAGAGUGGAAGAAAUUGCCCGAUAUGCAAGUGCCACGCCACGGUACGGCUGCAAUCGCUGUAGGAAGCCUUAUUUACAUUCCGGGCGGUGGACUGCAGCAGGAUGGGGUACCGAUUGAGAGAGAUGGUGUCGUGUCCUACGGGCAGGCGACAGCGCAUUUUGAUGCUUACGAGGUGAGUAUUUGAGUUAUCCUUGUCUAUGCCAGCAUCUUCUCCUAUUAGCGGUUCAGGAAGACCCUUGCUUGGAGUGUACGUCUCCAGGCUUGCUUACGCUGGUGAUCGUACUGGUGAUCUGACAUCGGUUCUUGAAUCUUUCUGUGAAGAGACAUAGCAAAAUAGUGAAUGUUCCCAUUGUAUCUUCUUCUACUCUGAUUCGCU